GGUUUGUGUUUUAGCUUUUCUUUUCUCGCCCAAAAUUUCUUUUUUUCUUUUAUUUUAUAUUUAUACAAUUCAAAUUAGCCUACAAAUGGAUUUGAAGGACCAACUAGAAGCUGAGCGGCGCAGCCGCAAGCAGAUGAAAGAAGCGGCCGUGCCCCAGCAACAACAACCAAGCGAUCAGCAGCGCGCAGGCCCGCCAGGCACGAGCAAAUUCGGCACAGAAGUCAAAUUCGACACAGACCUCUAUGGUACAGGCGACAAGUUUGCCGGCUACGACACAUCAAUUGGCACCGACCCCUCCCGGGACCACACCGAAUUCACGCAACCACAGAAGAGCCGCUUCGGCAUAACAGCCUCGCGAGAGCUCAUCGACGAGAUGCGGGGAACAGAGGAUGAGAACGCGGACGAUCCAUUCAAGGAGAUGCAGCGUGCCAAGGGAAUCAACCGGGUGAUUGGCGAGCGCGAGAGUGAGUAUCAGAAAAGGCGGCAUGGCAGGGAGCUGUCACCUGAGCGUGUCGACGCAUUUGGCAAAGACGGGUCUGCUGUGUCGGGCGAUGCGCUGAGCUACGCUGAGACCAUGCGCAAGGCGCAGCUGGACAAAGAGAAGGCUGAGCUGAUGGCCAAGAUCAAAAAGGCCAAGGAGGAGACUGCCGGAGACAAAGAGUCGACUGAGUCCAGGCCAAAGCGCCGGUGGGACGUGGAGACUCCAGUUCACCCCUCGUCAGCGGAUGGCGUGGAGGCGACGCCAAAGCGGCGCAACCGCUGGGACCAAACGCCGGUCGACAUUCAUGCCGGAGUGGCAGAGACGCCCAGAAGCAGAUGGGACGAGACGCCCAAAGCGCCCAGCAGCAGUGCAGGCGCAUUUGGUGAGACGCCCAGGCGCACACGGUCUCGGUGGGACGAGACACCUGUCAUGACCGGCGCAGCUACAGUGGACUUUGGGGCUACGCCAGCGGGCAAUUACGGGCUGGCAACGCCCUCAGCUGGUCAGAUAGCAGCUGGCAAGCAGCAGGCAGUAGAUGCGACACCAAGUGCCAUGGAUGCGCGUAACAUGUACCAGACCGACGCUGAGCUUGACGCACUGAUGCCUGCAACUGGGUACACGAUUAUGGAGCCGCCCGCGUCCUACAUGCCCAUCCGCACGCCGGCACGCAAGCUUAUGGCGACGCCGGCGCCGAUGCAGGGCUCUGACGGGUUUCACAUGCCCGAGGACUCGCGGCAGCUGGAGCUUGAUUUGCCCCGAGAGGUGCCUGGUAUCGGCGCCUUGCCGUUCUUCAAGCAGGAUGAUAUGCACUUUUUUGCCAAGCUGCUUGAUGGCCAGAGCGAAGACGCCAUGGACGCUGACGAGAAGCGCGAGCGCCAAGUGCUGCGCUUGCUGCUGAAGAUUAAGAACGGCACCCCGCCCAUGCGCAAGGCCGCCAUGCGUCAGAUUGCCGAGCGCGCGCGCGACCUGGGCGCAGCCGCGGUCUUCAACCAGAUUCUGCCGCUGCUGAUGUCGCCGUCGCUGGAGGAGCAGGAGCGGCACUUACUGGUCAAGGUCAUUGACCGCGUAAUGUUCCGCCUGGGCGAUCUUGUGCGGCCGUUUGUGCACAAGAUCCUCGUUGUUAUCGAGCCUAUGCUUAUCGACGAGGACCGGUAUGCGCGCUCUGAGGGCUGCGAGAUCAUCAGCAAUCUCAGUAAGGCUGCCGGCCUGCCCACUAUGAUUGCCACCAUGCGCCCAGACAUCGACCAUGUCGAUGAGUACGUGCGCAACACGACCGCGCGCGCGCUGGCCGUUGUUGCGUCGGCACUGGGAAUUCCAGCACUGCUACCCUUUCUACGCGCCGUGUGCAUGAGCAAGAAGUCGUGGCAGGCGCGCCAGACGGGUAUCCGCAUUGUGCGCCAGACCGCCAUUCUGGUGCGCUCUGGCAUUCUGCCGCACCUGCGCAACCUGGUCGAGUGCAUCGCCCAUGGGCUAGAGGACGAGCAACAGCCCGUGCGCACGACCACAGCCCUGGCCCUCUCUGCACUCGCUGAAGCCGCCGCGCCCUAUGGCAUCGAGUCCUUUGACGCUGUGCUCAAGCCGCUGUGGCUAGGCAUCCGCAAGCACCGCAGCAAGGGACUGGCAGCUUUCCUCAAGGCCAUCGGUUUCAUCAUUCCGCUGAUGGAUGUUGAGUACGCCAACCACUACACGCGCGAGGUCAUGCUCAUUUUGAUUCGCGAGUUCCAGUCGCCCGACGAGUACAUGAAGAACAUUGUGCUCAAGGUUGUCAAGCAGUGCGUGGCCACUGCUGGCGUCCCGCCGCAGUACAUCAAGGAUGAGGUUCUGCCCGAGUACUUCCGCAGCUUCUGGGUGCGCCGCAUGGCGCUCGAGCGCCGUCAGUACCUCCAGGUGGUCGACACCACCGUUGAGCUGGCCAACAAGGUUGGAGGAGCCGAGAUCAUUGGCCGCAUUGUGCUGGAUCUCAAGGACGAGUCGCCCGCCUACCGCAACAUGGUCAUGGAAGCCAUCAACCGCAUUAUCUCCGGCCUGGGCGCGAUGGACAUCACCGGCCGCCUGGAGGAGCUGCUGAUGGACGGUGUUCUGUAUGCGUUUCAGGAGCAGGCCGGUGAGGGCAACAUCAUGCUCGACGGCUUUGGUGUGGUUAUCAACGGCCUGGGGAUCAGGGCCAAGCCAUACUUGCAGCAGAUCACAUCCGCGCUUCUCUGGCGUCUGAACAACCAGAACCCGCAGAUCCGCCAGCAGGCCGCCGAUCUGGUUGCACGCAUCGCCCCGGUGAUGAAGACCUGCGGCGAAGACGAGUUGAUGAGUCGCAUUAGCAUCAUGCUCUACGAGUACCUGGGCGAGGAGUACCCCGAGGUACUCGGCUCGAUUCUUGGCGGCCUCAAGUCCAUCGUCAAUGUCAUCGGCAUGACCGAUAUGCAACCGCCCAUUGGCGACCUGCUCCCGCGUCUGACGCCGAUUCUCAAGAAUCGCCACGAGAAAGUGCAAGAAAACUGCAUCGACCUUGUCGGUCGCAUCGCUGAUCGCGGUGCCGAAUAUGUGAGCGCGCGCGAAUGGAUGCGGAACUGUUUCAGUCUGCUAGAUCUCCUGCGCGCGCACAAGAAGGCCAUUCGCCGCGCUGCCGUCAACACCUUUGGGUACAUUGCCAAGGCCAUUGGGCCGCAGGACGUGCUGGCCACAUUGCUCAAUAACCUCAAAGUGCAGGAGCGUCAGAACCGUGUCUGCACCACCGUGGCCAUUGCCAUUGUCGCCGAGACCUGUGCCCCCUUCACUGUGCUCCCCGCUCUGAUGAACGAGUACAGAGUGCCUGAGCUCAACGUGCAAAACGGCGUGCUCAAGUCUGUGUCGUUUUUGUUCGAGUACAUUGGUAAUAUGGGCAAGGACUAUGUCAAUGCUGUCACGCCGCUGCUGGAGGACGCCCUGGUCGACCGCGAUCUGGUCCACAGACAGCAGGCAGCCUCAGUUAUCAAGCACCUGGCACUGGGCGUCGCUGGACUCAACAACGAGGAACCUGUUUUGCAUUUGCUCAACUACCUAUGGCCGAACAUCUUUGAAACCAGCCCACAUUCGAUAUGCGCUGUGCUUGAGGCCAUUGAGUCGUGUCGGGUUUGCCUGGGUCCCGGCCGCAUCCUGCAGUAUUCGCUGCAGGGCUUAUUCCAUCCUUCCAGGAAAGUGCGCGAGGUGUACUGGCGCAUCUACAACAUGAUGUUUGUCGGUGCGCAGCCUGCCCUUGUGGCAUUCUACCCGCGCAUCGAGGAUACCGAGCAAAACACAUACCGGCGUUACGAGCUCGACUAUAUCAUUUAAAACACUUUUUUGGAAACACAGAAACAAGCAACCACGAAUAAAUGAACAAAUGAACAAACGUAUU
Molecule: messenger RNA, 3851 nt
Organism: Kickxella alabastrina
Lineage: Eukaryota; Fungi; Kickxellomycota; Kickxellomycetes; Kickxellales; Kickxellaceae
Product: splicing factor 3B subunit 1
Exons: 1
Coding region: 86-3787 (1233 amino acids)
Biological process (GO): spliceosomal complex assembly
Cellular component (GO): U12-type spliceosomal complex; catalytic step 2 spliceosome; U2-type prespliceosome
Molecular function (GO): mRNA binding
Source: RefSeq, a predicted model, not a curated record